UAUGCAUCACCAAAUCUAGGGUUAGCGUGCCAGUGACAAAUCUCUCCUUAUGUAACUCGCGCCUCUCUUGCUGCAGUUUCAGGCUUCAGCUACACCAGCUUCCUAGAGAAACAGCUCUCAAUCACGGCGGAGCAGGUUCCCUUCAGAUCUUUUUACUCUAUCGCUUCGCUGUCUUGUUUAAAACGCAACGUUUUGGGUCUUAUUGUCGUCUCUGUUUAUUCUUUGUUGCAGACUUAGAAGGCUUUUCUGAAGCAACCUAAAGCUUUUCUAUGGUAAAAUAAGAUAAAAGGAAAUCUUCUUGUUUUUAAUGUGGGUUCUUUUGUUUUGUUUAUAUUUUCUUUUCAGUUUUUGGAACCAAUUUUCGCAGUUCGAAGAAAUCUGGGAAGGGAAAGAGGCCUGGCAAGGGUGGAAAUCGAUUCUGGAAAUCCAUUGGAUUGGGUUUCAAGACUCCCAGAGAAGCAAUUGAAGGGGUCGUAUCUUAGCGGGAACUUGCCACAGUGCGAAGAUGAUGAGGACCAUUAUUGUUCGCCGAAAUUAUCUUCAUUUUAUCAAGAAAUACCAAAGAUAUGAGAAGAGACAUUCAAAUAUUCCGGCACACAUAUCUCCAUGUUUCCGUGUUAAAGAAGGAGAUCAUGUUAUUAUUGGGCAAUGCAGGAUGCUAAGCAGGUUAACCAAGAAGUGGAAAGCCUCGGCAAUACCAACAUCAACAAGAAGCAGUCUUGGCCUUUGCAUUGUGAGGCCUUGCAUGACAAGAUGGAUAAUUGGGAUAAAGACUCUUCCUUGAUUAGCUCCGGUGAUGGGUUCAGUGUCUGCAGCUCUUUUCCUACCUUUGUGGCCAUUCAGCUAGAAAGCAUCUGUGAGGAUCGAGUGACUCUGGAGAGGAAACAGAAUCUUAAAACAAAUUUUAUUCCUGUCCUUCAAUCAGGAGAAUGGUCUGACAUUGGUGGUCGGCUUUAUAUGGAGGAUACACACAUUUGCAUUAGUGACUUGGCAAAGAAAUUUGGUUACAAUUUACUUAGGGAGGAAUCUGUUUCUUUCUAUGGUGUAUUUGAUGGGCAUGGGGGAAAGAGUGCAGCACAUUUUGUCCGGGAUCAUUUGCCAAGAGUUAUUGUUGAGGAUGCAGAUUUGGCAUUAGAACUUGAGAAAGUGUUCGCAAGGUCAUUCAUUGAGACUGAUACAGCUUUUGCGGAGACUUGCUCCCUUGAGUCUUCCCUCUCUUCUGGCACAACUGCAAUCACUGCAAUGAUAUUUGGGAGGUCUUUGCUUGUGGCAAAUGCUGGUGACUGCCGGGCUGUAUUGUCACGACGUGGAACAGCUAUAGAAAUGUCAAAGGACCAUAGGCCUUGCUGUGUUAAUGAAAGGACCCGGAUUGAGUCCCUGGGGGGAUAUGUUGAAGAUGGUUAUCUGAAUGGCUGUGUUAAUAAAUUUUUUAUAAUUGAUUAUUUUAUAAAAAAAUUAUUUUAUAAAUAAAUUAUAAAAUUUUAU
This is a messenger RNA of Hevea brasiliensis (rubber tree), 1485 nucleotides long. Its product is annotated as probable protein phosphatase 2C 27. Gene Ontology annotation, molecular function: protein serine/threonine phosphatase activity; cation binding. Gene Ontology annotation, biological process: protein dephosphorylation. The transcript has 7 exons. The record is from RefSeq and is a predicted model, not a curated record. Lineage: Eukaryota; Viridiplantae; Streptophyta; Magnoliopsida; Malpighiales; Euphorbiaceae. The coding region runs from base 649 to 1470 and encodes 273 amino acids.